Leptosia nina is the source of this 426-nucleotide messenger RNA. The record is from the annotation of a GenBank genome assembly. NCBI's taxonomy places the organism in Eukaryota, Metazoa, Arthropoda, Insecta, Lepidoptera, Pieridae.
AUGCGGAUCCGAGCAUUGUUACUCGUUUGUAUACAAGUUUUCGUUGGCGAGGAAACAUAUGCACAAUGCUUCGGAUAUACGCCAGCCAACAUGAACAGUUAUUACGGAUCCAAUUUUUACAACUACCGCCCAUACAGAGAGAACAUUGACGAGGCAUUCUUCACGAGACAACUACAGAUGCAAAUGGAGAGUUUAAAUCUACCCUCACCUUCCAUCAAUAUUGCUGCUGAUGGUCUCAUUAUCAAUGGAGCAAUUUCUGUCUCCGGGACCUUACCUUUCAUGAGCGCCGUCGCUGUUCAAGGGGAAUUACCUAUGUGUGGUACGGGAAUGGUGCAGUUCAACUCGGCUGGUACGGAUUUUGGAGUGACGGAAAUGCCCAUUUAUAGGACAAGUUAUGGUCCCUAUAGCUCAAUACAGUAUUGUUAA